Molecule: messenger RNA, 2416 nt
Organism: Ctenopharyngodon idella (grass carp)
Lineage: Eukaryota; Metazoa; Chordata; Actinopteri; Cypriniformes; Xenocyprididae
Gene: nup50
Product: nucleoporin 50
Exons: 8
Coding region: 219-1559 (446 amino acids)
Biological process (GO): protein import into nucleus
Cellular component (GO): nuclear pore
Source: RefSeq, a predicted model, not a curated record
CUAUUUCAUUUUUCUAGAUACUGUAGUGCGAUUUUGAAUGUUGUCUCCUCUUUAAUGAGUCAAAUGUGAUGUUUUGUUUGAUAGAUACAAUUUAACUAAGCAGGACAACUUCCUGGUUCAGGAACCCGAGACCUAAACUGAACCUUGACCAUCGACCUCAACUAAUUCACACCGUAGACCUAAACUUAAGAUCAGAGGACUAAAUCAGCUGAGCUGUGAUGGCCAAGAGGAUUGCAGAAAAAGAGUUGACGGACAGGAACUGGGAUCAGGAAGAUGAAGGAGAGGAGGCAGGAAUGUUUUCAGUUGCAAGUGAAGAUGUGAUGAAGAAUCGUGCCAUCAAGAAAGCCAAGCGUCGUAAUGUAGGAGAGGGAGAGAGUGGAGGGGCUUUCAAAGCUUUUAAGGGGUUUUCUCUGACAUCGGCCUCAGGGACGUCGUCAUUCUCUGGCUUUGGUAAUGGCGCUGGUUUCAAACCUAUGUCCAGCCUGACCAAUGGCAGUGUGGCAUCAGUGGCUCCAUCUUUUGGAGGUUUUAACGUUCCCACAUCUGCUAAAACUAACAGUGGUCCCUUAACCUUCAACAGCUCCACCCCCUCCAAGCCCACAGAUGAUGUCACCUCUAAUGGCUCCGCCCCCAGCAGUAAAGAAUACAACCGGCAACUCACUGCUCUGAACUGCUCCGUGCGCGACUGGAUCACCAAACACGUCAACGACAACCCCCUAUGUGACCUCAACCCUAUCUUCCGUGAUUACGAACGACACCUUGCCAGCAUUGAGAGGAAAUACGGCAGCGGCACAUCAGACGGUGGGGUGGAGAAGCGGCUUCCUUUAAGCGUAGCGGCAACUUCUGUCUCCAGUUCUGCUGUGAGCGCAUCUGUCAGCGGUGCAGCAUCGCAGCCCUUCUCGUUUAAAGACAAGGAUGAUGCCGCUGCAGACAAACCAGCAGCUGCGGCUCCUCCAGGCAUCUCCUUUAAUUUCGGCCAGAAGGUGGACAGCUCUGUGCUUGGAGGGCUGGUGUCCAGUGGAGCGCCGUCUUUCUCCUUCUCCUCCUCCUCCUCUUCCUCCUCAUCCUCAGGCGUGUCUUUGUUUGGAUCAGCGGUCAGUAGUGUCAGUCCUGCAGUGUCAUCCUCUCUGAAUGCGGCCAGCAACAGCCAGACUGCAGAUGAAAAUGGGGAAGAAUCAGAGGAGCCGCCUGUUCCUGUGGUGAAAGAGAUCAAGGAGAAAGAUGCUUUCUACUCCAAAAAGUGUAAGUUGUUUUAUAAGAAGGACGGAGAGUUUAAGGAGAAAGGGGUCGGAACGCUGCAUCUGAAGAUGGUGGCUGAGAGCAAACUUCAGCUGUUAGUGCGAGCCGACACCAACCUGGGGAACAUCUUGCUGAACAUCAUGGUGCCCUCUUCCAUGCCCUGCUCACGAACUGGCAAAAACAACGUGAUGGUGGUGUGUGUGCCAAACCCUCCCGUGGACGACAAGAACCCCAGCACACCCGUCCCGGUGCUCAUCCGCGUGAAAACGGCAGAGGACGCAGACGAACUGCAUCAAAUCCUGCAAGAGAAGAAAGCCUAAAGCAUUGUCCACCCUCGUUCUUACGUGUUUGACUGAACGUGCCUCGCACGACUCACACAUUUACUCUGUCUGAUCUAGAACUGUUCUUUUGCGUCCCGUUAAUCGUUUAGACGAGUGAUGGAAACCAAUCGGUUCACCUACUGUGAAGUCACUCGUGGUCCUACUGUAAAUGCUGCUCAUUGUAUCAGACGGUUGAGAAGUCGAUCAAUAAUGACAGCGGCCACUUGUUAUAGCAAAGACACGAGACUGGAUUCAUCGACAUUCCUUUGAGUUUUAAUUUAGCUGCUAUUUAAGGAAUUUAGACAGAGCCGACUGUUUUAAGUGGAUUUUGAUUUGUUUUUAAUUCGGACUCAUUUUUCAGAGGCAAGCAUGUGUAAGAUCCCAUGGUUGCUGGAGGAGUUAUUUAGAGGUCAGUAUUACAUUGAAGAUCUUGACUUUUUUUUUUUUUUUUUAAGAACAAAAUAUGCAUCAGACUGUUUCCACUGCUCUAAUCAAAAAUAAUCCCCACAGUUCUUCAUAGGAGGAAGUGAUCAGAUAUACCUAGUUAUUUUUUAUAUGGCUCAUUUUCUCACAGUACUUGCUGUGAUGGUAUUUAUUUUGGUUGAGGGCAUGUGUGGAUGUUGUGUACAUUGAAUGACCUGAUGUAUGUAAACCACAGAACUGCUGAGGUUGAGAAUGAAUGCUGGCUUUUUGGCAAUCUGUCCUGAAGAUGACCUCUGGAAGUUUUGUUUUUGUUUUUUUUCCUGUAAGUGGCCUUUUUACUGCCUUACACAGUGAGGUAUGUGUUUAAAGUGUUGAGCAGCACUUGAUCUACCUUAAAUUCAUUUACUGGUGAAUAAAUCAACUGAACCUGACAA